CGUACUUUUUCCAAGGGAUUUGAUCGGUGCUGGAGCCCCACAUCGGAAGUCCAUGUCUCCUGCGCUGGCCCGGUCGGCUCCCAGUGAGCUCAACCACUGGUGGAGUCAGCUGAAGUUUCGCCUUCAGAACAAGAAAGGAUGGAACGAGAUGCUGGAUGAGACCUUUUUGCAGCACACCAAGUCCUCUAAUGACAUUCCUCUAUUCUACGCCGCAAUGAGGAACAACGCGGGCUGCAUCAAGAAGCUGCUCGGCUGCUCUUCCACCAACGUCUUUGAGAGAGGUGCUCUGGGCGAGACGGCGCUCCACGUGGCCGCCAUGAACGACAACCUGGACGCCGCCAUGGCCUUGAUGGACGGCGCCCCCGAGCUUAUCAACGAGCCCAUGACCUCGGACCUCUUCCAAGGUGUUACUCCCCUCCACAUCGCUGUGGUAAAUCAAAACUACAACCUGGUCCAUCACCUGGUUAGUCGCGGGGCUGAUGUGGCCACGCCCAGAGUGACAGGCCUGUACUUCAAGAAGCGGAUCGGAGGACUUAUAUACUACGGCGAACACAUUCUUUCUUUUGCGGCAUGCGCCGGCAACGAGGACAUCAUCUCCAUGAUCGUGGACGCGGGCGCCAGCACCAGGGUCCAAGAUUAUCGUGGUAACACAGUGCUUCACAUUUUAGUCCUGCAGCCCAACAAGACAAUUGCAUGUCAGGCCAUUGACCUGAUCAUGGCCCGCGAUGCGGAGCUGGACCAGUCGGUUCCGCUUGACAUGGUGCCCAACUCCCGAGGCCUCACGCCUUUUAAACUGGCCGCCAAAGAAGGAAACACAGUGGCCUUUCAGCACCUGGUGAACAAAAGGCGUUUAGUCCAGUGGAGUCUGGGACCUUUGACCUCUCACCUGUACGACCUCAGCGAGAUCGACUCAUGGGCCGACAACAUGUCAGUGCUGGAGCUGAUCGUGGGCAGCCCCCAAAAAGAGGCCAGAAGAAUACUGGAGGUGACCCCGGUGAGGCAGCUCGUCAGCCUCAAGUGGAACCUGUACGGAAAACAUUACUUCAGACUCCUGAUGGUUUUCUACCUGCUCUACAUUGGAAUGUUCACGCUUUGUUGCACAUAUCGCCCCAUAAAGGACGCCCCGGAGAAUUACACGGAUUCAGAUAUGGACAAAACCAUCAGAGUGCAGAAAACACUCCAUGAGAGUUAUGUAACAUACAAGGACAGCCUCCGUCUGGUAGGAGAAAUCAUCAGCGUCCUGGGAGCUUUAGUCAUCCUGCUGAUGGAGAUCCCUGACAUCCUCAGAGUGGGAGCGAAACGCUACUUUGGUCAGACAGCGCUGGGAGGCCCCUUCCACGUUAUCCUUGUCAGCUACGCGUGCCUGGUGGUUCUGUUGUGUGUGUUCAGAGCGUGCAGUGUACAGGGCGAGGCCGAGGUCAUGGCUGUGUGUUUGGUGCUGGGCUGGACUAAUGUCAUGUUCUUCGCCCGUGGUUUUGAAAUGCUCGGCCCGUACGUCAUUAUGAUCCAGAAGAUUAUAUUUGGAGACCUGACAAAAUUUAUGUGGCUGAGUGUCAUUGUACUUCUUGGUUUUUCAACUUCCCUGUGGAUGGUGUACAUGACUCAGGAUCCUGAAUCCAUCCCGGCCUAUCGCUCCUUCCCCAUCACGCUCUUCUCCCAGUUUGAGCUCAGCGUGGGCCUCAUCGACCUGCCAGUGGACCACACCUUCACCACGCCCCCUAUCGUCCACGUGCUGCACUGCGCCUUCUCCGUGGUGUCCUACAUCCUUCUGCUCAACCUGCUGAUCGCUAUGAUGAGCGACACCCACUGGCGGGUGGCCCAGGAGAGAGACGAGCUCUGGAGGACUCAGGUAGUCGCCACGACGCUUAUGCUGGAAAGGAGGCUGCCCCGCUGCCUUUGGCCUCGACUCGGAGUGUGCGGACUCAGCUACGGCCUGACGGAGCGCUGGUACCUCCGAGUCGAGGACAGGAACGACCCCAUGAUGCAGAAGAUGCGCCGAUACAUUAAAAUGUUCACCAAGGAAGACGAAAAGGAGGAAAAGGAAGGAUCGGAGAAGGCCAGCGAGAACCCAAAGCUCAGACCGAGAAACAGGAGAUCCGUUGCAGGAUGGAAGAUGAUUCGUGAAAGUGCUUUGGGCGCUGACGUGGAGAUGGAAGAACCCGAGGAUGAGCAAGACAUUCAAUUUGUCUAAGCAAAGCCAGUUUAAUGAAUGACUUCACAUUCUAUCCUUUUAGACUUGGUAGUGAAAUGGUGCUUUUUUUUUCUUGCAGUAUUACAUGGUAGUAAAUUGUCUUAUUUUUAUAGCAUCUGAACAUGUAGCAGAAAUAUAGGCUAAGAGAGAUUAAAGUGCUGCACAAACAUAUUUAUAUAACCAUAAAACUUUAUUGGGGCAUAAUUCUAAGCAUUUAAAAUCGCUACACGGCACAGACCAGCAUUUCCCACCCAGUGUGUCGUAACACAUUAGUGUGCUGUGAGUGGUCUUCUGCUGUCCCGCUGGAAAUAAUCAAAUUUCACGUUAUUGGUCAAGAUAUUAUUUAUUUACCACAAUUACUGUAUCUUGGCUGUGGCAUAUAAAGACAUACAAAACAAAUAAAUGUUGUUCUAUUAGAUGGCAGAAAGUGUAUAAUUGACUUGUGUGUCCACAGUUUUUGUGUGUGUCGUGAGAUUUUUUAAAUUUCAGAUAUGUGCCUUGGCUGAUAAAGGUUGUGAAUCACUGGAAUAGACAUGAACAAAAAUACAUUAUUUAUGGAAAAUAAAUUUUGAAUAACUUCCUCCUAUCACUGACGUAAUUUAAAAAAUCAAAAAAUAAUGCCGUUUUUUUAUUAUUGGUUUAAUUAAUUGUUGGUUUAAAAUGUUUGUGUUAAAUGAUUUUAGAACUGUUUCUAAAUAUUUAAAGUAGAUUAAACAUAAAUCCUCAAUAUAUUUAUUGGUGGAAUG
This is a messenger RNA of Syngnathoides biaculeatus (alligator pipefish), 2937 nucleotides long. RefSeq names its product transient receptor potential cation channel, subfamily V, member 6 (gene trpv6). The record is from RefSeq and is a predicted model, not a curated record. Gene Ontology annotation, molecular function: protein binding; calcium channel activity. Gene Ontology annotation, cellular component: membrane. NCBI's taxonomy places the organism in Eukaryota, Metazoa, Chordata, Actinopteri, Syngnathiformes, Syngnathidae. The transcript is spliced from 16 exons. Gene Ontology annotation, biological process: calcium ion import across plasma membrane. Bases 53 to 2191 code for a protein of 712 amino acids.